GGCUGAUCUUCUUUCGUUCCUCAUUCGCGAUGCUAGACUAUUGCAUUUGGCCUUGAAUCUCUUUGCGGAUGAUCCUCUCGCGCCGCCAACGCAUUUCAACACCAACCGCCAACGUCAUGUCAUCUACUAACUAGUACCGGCGGACCCUCGACAAAAUAAAAUCUCCCCGCAGCUCACCGCAGUCUUAUUCUGCCAACCUGCACCCCAACCUGCAAUUGAACCUUUUCUCUCCAAUUUGUUAAUACUGUCAACAAACCACGCUCUCACUCUCACUCGAUUCGCAAUCGCAUUAUCCAAUUCCCCCAAGUCCAACUCCUUCAAAUUGCGCCCUCUUAGCUCUUACCCGUCCUAGCUCUCAGCUCUCCUAGCUCUCUUCCAUCACACUACUUUCCCCCCCACCAACAUACCCCCCAGCAACACACUAUCCAACGUACACUCUACAUCCAAGGAUCGCACACAUGCAGCAUUCCAACAUCCCCAACCUGCCCAGCCUGUCCGCCACCUCUCCGCUCGCGCUCGCCGCCCUGGAGAACCCCAAAUCCGGCAUGUCCGCAUCCACCGCCGCCGCCGUGCGCCGGCGCUACCUCUCGCGCAACAGCAACAGCAACCCGACCGACCCCACCGGCUCCGCCGCCAAGCGCAGCGAAGCCGGCCGCGCGGCCGCGCGCGAACUCGCAGUCAAAGUCAAAGAGGAAUGGGAGUUUACUUUUGAUCCCGCUGCGCCGGUCAAGCGCGAUGGCGAGGGGGACGAUAUGCACCUCGCGGGCAGCGAGGUCACGGAGGCCGGGGGAGUAGUACGCGAGUGGCGCGAGCGGGAUGCGGAUUCGCUGUCCCCUGAGCCGGAGGGCGACGAGGAAGAGGAGAAGGAUGCGCAGAACAGAGAGGAGUAUUCGUUUUUGAAUGGCAUUGCGUCCUCGGCGGCGGCUGCGUUGGGGAUUGGGCAUCACGGAGCGCAUGGAGUUCACGGGGCGCAUGGAACGCAUGGGACGCAGGGUCGUGAGGUAUCCGGGGAUAAGCAUGCUCAAGGGUCAGACGAGGCUAGCUCCCAUAGGAGAGACGCUGGAGAAACAUAUCUCUUCACGACCCCAGACGACGUCGGUCCGUCGCUGGCCAAACGCACAGCGGAGCGGCGGUACAAGAAGCGCAAACUCCUGGAAGAGGAAAUGCGCUGGAACGAGGGCCUAAGAUGCUGGGCCGCCAGACGGGAUGCGUGGUCUGGUGCGAAACGUAAAGUUGCGCGGCUGUCCCGGUCGUCGUCGUCGUCGUAUCCUGAUGUGUAUACUUCGUCUGGAUUGUCUACAGGUACGGGUACGGGUACAGUUUCAGGGUCAGGGGCUUCGUCUGCGGGGUCUGCGUCGACGUCUGCUCGGCUUCAACCUACGCCUGACUCGGAUGCACGUGUGGAUGGCGGAGUUGAGGUCGAUCUCGCCGCCGAUGGCGUCCCGCUCGGUCAAUUGCCUUUGCCGCCUGUUUCUCCUUUACAUCCAGACCGUUCGUCCUCUUUACGUCCCGGUCCCGGUGGUCCAGACCCCUCGUCUUCGUCUUCAUAUCCAAGCACGCACAAACACAACCACCAAAACCAAAACCACGACACCGACACCGACACCGACACAGAUACACACAGAGACGGAGGCAAAGACGACACGUCGACGGCAACAGCAACGCAAAUCCUCAUCCCCCUCGCCCCACCACUCAUCCCCCCCUCCAAUCCCGUCCGCGCAGCCAUCACCCCGGCCGCCUACAGCAACAUAUACUCCAAGAUCGUCGUCCAGGGCCUUGCCCCUUCCAUCCCGAUUAAUCUCAAGGACAUGACCCGCUCCCUCGUCCAGGGCUGGAAAGACGAUGGCCAGUGGCCCCCGAAACCGACCGCGCCGGAGCCGAGUAUGUUUGUUGCCAAGAGGAUGGUUGAGCGGGCCGGUCAUGGUUCUGCUGUUCCUCAUUCUUCUGUUCCUCGUUCUUCUGUUCAACAUGGUUCUGCUGCUGCUGCUGGUACGACUGGGACGGGUCGUGGGGCGGCUGUUGGGACGGCCACCGCUGGGACAGCCAGUCGGACAGCGACAACAGGUGGGAUGGGGACAGGGACGACUGGCGGAGGUGAAGGUCAAGGUCGGAGGGGAAGUGGACACGGACACGGGCACGGAAUAGGACAUAAUAUCCUGCGUGCGUUUGGCGGGGGGCAUUUCCAUCAUCACGGUCAAAGUGCGCAGGGUAGCCAGGGUGCGCAGGGUAGUCAAGGCCAUGGUCAAGGUGGUCAAGGACGUCAAUAGCAGCGACGGUAGCAGUAGCACCGCCACUACUAUCACAAACAAUGUAAAUGUAAGAUAAUAUCUUAUGUAGAAUAGGUAUGGUAACAUAUUAUGCAGAAC
Messenger RNA from Xylona heveae TC161, 2366 nucleotides. RefSeq lists its product as hypothetical. Lineage: Eukaryota; Fungi; Ascomycota; Xylonomycetes; Xylonales; Xylonaceae. The transcript has a single exon. The record is from RefSeq and is a predicted model, not a curated record. The coding region runs from base 459 to 2267 and encodes 602 amino acids.